UUCUGUUUGUUGAACAGCUUUGAGACUCCAGAACAGAACAAGGCAUGUGUGACUGAGUUUGUCCUCCUGGGUUUCCCUGGUCAAAGGGAGACACAGAACUUCCUGUUCACAUUAAUCCUGGUGUUUUAUCUCCUAACCCUGCUGAGCAAUGGGGCUAUUAUCUGUGCAGAGAAAUGGGACAGGCGGCUCCACACACCCAUGUACAUCCUCUUGGGAAACUUUGCCUUCCUAGAGAUCUGGUAUGUUUCCUCCACUGUCCCAAACAUGCUGGUCAACAUCCUCUCUGAGACUAAGACCAUCUCUUUCUCUGGCUGCUUCUUCCAGUUCUACUUCUUUUUUUCACUGGGUACAACUGAGUGUUUCUUCUUAUCAGUUAUGGCCUGUGAUCAGUACCUAGCCAUCUGCCACCCACUGCACUACCCGUCUAUCAUGACUAGAAAGUUCUGUGUGAUUCUGGUCUGUGUUUGCUGGAUGAGUGGAUUCCUCUGCUACCCAGUCCCCAUUGUCCUUAUCUCCCAACUUCCCUUCUGUGGACCCAAUAUCAUUGACCACAUUUUGUGCGACCCAGGCCCAUUGUUUGCACUGGCCUGUGUCCCUGCGCCUUCUGCUGAGCUUAUCUGUUACACCUUCAACUCAGUGAUUAUCUUUGGGCCCUUCCUCUCCGUUUUGGGAUCUUACACUCUGGUGCUCAGAGUUGUUCUUCGUGUUCCCUCUGGAGCUGGUCGAACUAAAGCUUUCUCUACAUGUGGGUCCCAUCUGAUGGUAGUGUCUCUAUUCUAUGGAACUCUUAUGGUUAUGUAUGUGAGUCCAGCAUCAGGGAACACAGCAGGGAUGCAGAAGAUCAUCACUUUGGUAUACUCAGCAGUGACUCCACUACUAAAUCCCCUUAUCUAUAGUCUCCAAAACAAGGACAUGAAAGAUGCCCUAAAGAAAGUCCUAGGACUAAGAAUUAGCCAAAACUGAGACAUAUUUGAAAGAGAAGCUGAGUUUGUCACUUCCGGCCCGUGCUAUUAAUAAUAAAAAUAGAGAAUGGCAUCAGUACAUCAUAUUUCGGCUCACACUGAAGAGAGAGAAUUAUCUUUCACUGUUCCUUAACAGUUCAGUGGGCCCUGGAAGUACAGUGAUUAAAGCACUUGGUUGCUAACUAAAAGGUCGGCAGUUAGAACCCA
Messenger RNA from Trichechus manatus latirostris (Florida manatee), 1169 nucleotides. RefSeq names its product olfactory receptor 11H6. NCBI's taxonomy places the organism in Eukaryota, Metazoa, Chordata, Mammalia, Sirenia, Trichechidae. The record is from RefSeq and is a predicted model, not a curated record. Gene Ontology annotation, biological process: G protein-coupled receptor signaling pathway. Gene Ontology annotation, cellular component: membrane. Gene Ontology annotation, molecular function: olfactory receptor activity; G protein-coupled receptor activity. The coding region runs from base 199 to 963 and encodes 254 amino acids. The transcript has a single exon.